This is a messenger RNA of Porites evermanni, 1109 nucleotides long. The record is from the annotation of a GenBank genome assembly. Lineage: Eukaryota; Metazoa; Cnidaria; Anthozoa; Scleractinia; Poritidae.
CUCUGGGAAAUCACUGCAAACAAAGGCAAGCAUGUUAAGUUAGAAAUAACAGACAUGCAAAUUCACAGAUGUGGAUCAGAGGGAGCUUGUACGUGUGAUUAUUUGGAAAUUCGGCAUGGAUUUCUUGCUUCGGGUUUGACACCAGGUGCUGCAAGUGGGAAACUAUGUGUUGAUGGCUCAUUUACUCGUCAGACAUAUUAUUCCACCAAUCAGCGCCUUAGUGUUAGGUUCUUUGCUGAUCGUUUAGUCUCAAAGCGUCAUAGAGGAUUUAAAGCAACUUACACUCAGCUAAACUUCACCCCUCCAGGUAUGUCUUUCUUAUUUCAAAUUAUUAUCAAAGUAACGUAAUUGCCCUGUGUUGUAAUUUUGAUUCCUAAACAUAGCUUUUGCAAUACUUUAUGUGUUUGUAUGGUCAUGCAAAUAAAGAUCGUUGUCAGUGUUGUUGUAUUUCAAAUUCAUUUUGAACCAAAUUUUUAUGUUCGAUGCUACCGUGGCGUUUCAAUAGUUUCUUUCUCAGCAGCGUGUUAAGAGAAAAUGGUUCAGGUAUUUAAAAAAAUAGUUGUCUCAUGUAUAAACAAGAAGUUGCUCAAAUUAUUUAAAUUUCACCAGAAAGGCACUACCACCCUAAGUCAACGUAAGAAACUGCGAACCACUUGGUAAACCUUUUAUUUCGUUUAAAUAAAUGAACUAUAGCCACUGGUAGCCAUUGCUUUCGUAUUAAGUAAAAUGAAUACAGAAAUGAUCUUUUUAUAGAAUGCCCUUCGGCUCCUAUCCAGCUAUCUGGUAUUGGAUCAUUCAGCAGCCUCAACUACCCUGUCGCGAACUACCCCUCUGGCAGAGCUUGUUUCUGGAUCAUUACUGCAUCUCCUGGAAAACGUGUAAAGGUACAAAUCACAGAUUUUCAGAUGGGCCGAUGCGAUGAUUGCAGCUCUAAUUUUUGUAGCCGCUUGGAGUUCUACGAUGGUCCUACGGCAAAUUCGUCGUCCUUGGGUCGUCUGUGCACCAACUCGGAGCUCACAGCAAAGAUCUCAAGUGGUAACCAAAUGUUUGUUAAAUUCUAUUCGUCGUUCUCACCAGAUCGAGGUUUUCUAGCAGAGUACUCCGAAUCU